AUGCAAGGCCGCAAUUGUGGCAACACCUAUCCGUUUCGUCACGCCGACCUGCCGUAUAUUGUCAAGCAAACUGCAACAAGCCGCCUCCCUAUAGUUCUGGGAUAUGUCUGUGUGUCGUUUGUUGCAGUGCAGGAAAUACGCAUCAGAGACGGUAUCGUCAUCAGGAUCGGAGACUCCACUAUAUACCGGCGUGAUGCUGAUGAGAAGAAAGUACGAGGCUGCGUUCUAACUGUUAUAAACGAGCAAAAUAACUUGUUGGACGAAGUUGGGUUAACUUCGUCAAAAAGCGCCGUUGCACGACUGCGGAGUCACAGAGAAUGCAAACUCUUUGUCAUAAUUGCUCACCUAUUUAGAGAGGCCGCUGAAAAGUAUUACAAAGACGCUUUUCGUGGUGUACUGAACACGCUGACGUCCAAGAUACCCAGUCAACAGGCGGUUAUUGUCGGAUUGAUGUGA
Necator americanus (New World hookworm) is the source of this 456-nucleotide messenger RNA. RefSeq lists its product as uncharacterized. NCBI's taxonomy places the organism in Eukaryota, Metazoa, Nematoda, Chromadorea, Rhabditida, Ancylostomatidae. The record is from RefSeq and is a predicted model, not a curated record. The coding region runs from base 1 to 456 and encodes 151 amino acids. The transcript has a single exon.